Oppia nitens is the source of this 526-nucleotide messenger RNA. RefSeq lists its product as uncharacterized. Bases 59 to 526 code for a protein of 155 amino acids. The transcript is spliced from 3 exons. Lineage: Eukaryota; Metazoa; Arthropoda; Arachnida; Sarcoptiformes; Oppiidae. The record is from RefSeq and is a predicted model, not a curated record.
UUACACUAUUUAAUUAGUUAGUAAUAUACUUAUUGUUUAUAUAAAAUAAUAAACAAAAAUGUUUAUUAAUAAAUCAAUUAAUUCAAUUAUAUGCAUACUUUAUAUGUUAUAUAAUUGUUGUGAUAGUGAGUUGAGGACAGGCCUAACAAUAACAGUGGUUAACAACAAUGCUUUAGAUGUGUUGUGUGUUUAUGAAGUACAGGAUGAACAAGAUUUUUAUGGACUAAACGUUACAUUAAAUGAUUGUAAUAUUUAUUCAUGGUAUCAUGGUAGAAAACCUGAUCCGAUAAAACAGGAAUCAUAUAAUUUGAAACUUAAAUUUGAUAAACAAAAUGGUAGAUUCAGUAUAUUGAAUGUCGAGGACAAUGGACUGGGAAACUAUAGGUGUCAUAUGGAGUACAAUCAAACAAAUAAAUUUAUUCAAACUAAAAAACGUAAACAAUUUAUAAGUCAACAGAAAGUCAAUGUCUAUCGGGAUAAACAAAAUAUACUGAAAAUUAGUGGCGUAGCUGUUAAUGAAAUAUAA